Molecule: messenger RNA, 2103 nt
Organism: Girardinichthys multiradiatus
Lineage: Eukaryota; Metazoa; Chordata; Actinopteri; Cyprinodontiformes; Goodeidae
Gene: oxtra
Product: oxytocin receptor a
Exons: 3
Coding region: 330-1502 (390 amino acids)
Biological process (GO): G protein-coupled receptor signaling pathway; regulation of systemic arterial blood pressure by vasopressin; positive regulation of vasoconstriction
Cellular component (GO): membrane
Molecular function (GO): peptide binding; vasopressin receptor activity; oxytocin receptor activity
Source: RefSeq, a predicted model, not a curated record
CAGCAGAGAUGAUGUAGAGCUUAUUUUUUUAAUCUACAGUUUUAAACCCCAAUCUGUUUAGACUUUCGUAGCAAAAGACCAGAGACUGACAUAUUUCAGGUUUGUGUUUUGUUGUUGUUUGGGGGAACACAAUGAGCAGACCAUGGGUGACGUCGUAACAACGUAAAUCCCCUUUGUCAACUGGGAAUCAUGAACUGACCCUGAUUAUACAUUGGCACCCGUAAGGACGCAAGAAAGACUUAGGCUCUCACGACCCUCUCCAGGUGACCAAACCAUUGCAAGACCACACACAGCCCUCUCGCAUCUGCUGGGAGGACGAGACGGCGGCAAUGGAAACUAUUUCCAAUGAAAGUGACAUCUGGCAACUAAACGAAUCUUGGAGAAACUCUACCCUUCUGAACGGUACUAGCGGGCUCAAUCAAACGAACCCCCUGAAGCGGAAUGAGGAGGUGGCGAAGGUGGAGGUGACCGUGCUCGCUCUGGUGCUCUUCCUGGCGCUUGCAGGGAACCUAUGCGUCCUGCUGGCCAUCCACACCACCAAACACAGCCAGUCCCGCAUGUAUUACUUCAUGAAGCACCUGAGCAUCGCCGAUCUGGUCGUGGCUAUUUUCCAGGUCCUCCCCCAACUUAUCUGGGACAUCACGUUUCGCUUCUACGGACCAGAUAUUUUGUGCAGGUUGGUGAAAUACUUGCAGGUCGUCGGGAUGUUUGCUUCCACUUACAUGUUAGUGUUAAUGUCCGUAGACCGCUGUUUGGCCAUAUGCCAGCCUCUCCGCUCUCUGCACAGAAGGAAAGACCGCUUUUAUGUGAUAUUUUCUUGGGUCCUGAGCCUGCUCUUCAGCAUCCCGCAGAUGUUUAUCUUUUCCCUCAGAGAGGUAGGCUCGGGAGUCUACGACUGCUGGGGCGACUUCGUGAAACCCUGGGGAGCCAAAGCAUAUAUUACAUGGAUCAGCCUCACUAUCUACAUCAUCCCGGUGACCAUACUAAGUAUUUGUUACGGGCUGAUCAGCUUUAAGAUAUGGCAAAACUUUAAGCUGAAAACAAGACGCGAGCAGUGCAUAAACCUGACCCCCAAAACCUGCAAAAGCAACACGCUGGCCCGGGUGAGCAGCGUAAGGCUCAUCUCCAAGGCCAAGAUAACCACCGUGAAAAUGACUUUUGUGAUUGUGGUGGCAUACAUCGUGUGCUGGACCCCCUUUUUCUCAGUCCAGACGUGGUCUGCGUGGGAUCCAGCUGCACCCCGUGAGGCCAUGCCCUUCAUUAUCUCCAUGCUGCUUGCAAGCCUCAACAGCUGCUGUAACCCCUGGAUCUAUAUGUGCUUCGCUGGGCAUCUCUUCCACGACCUGAGGCAGAACUUUCUGUGUUGUUCCGCUCACUACCUCAAGUCAUCCCAGAGCCGGUGUGAGCAUGGCUUUGACUCCAGCCACAAGAGCAACUCGUCAACCUUUGCCAUUAAGAGCACCAGCAGUCAGAGGAGCAUCACACAGACAUCCACCACAUAAGCCCCUGGCGCUCAUUUUUCCUCUCUCCCGAGCUGCCCACUCAGCCUCUUCCUACAUGUUGCUCCUCAUAAAUUUUCCGGCGGUUCCAUUUCUUCAAAAAGCCUCUUUCUGCAAGACUUACUGUUAAAGCCCAGGAGGUGGAAAACAACCCGCACAGUACAUUCAUUUCAGCAUAAUAAUUUAACUGUGAAACUGAGAACUUUAAUCAACAGAUUACUUUUCCAUAAAAUUUUAAUAAAAUAUUAAUGGACUAAGAAGAGUGACUGAAUGAAACUUUUUCAAUGUUUUUUUACAUUUGAUCGAAAUGUAUGUUAGUUAGUGUUAGAUGUGCAUAGAAACAGAAUGAAAAGAGUAUUUCACACGUUCAUGCGCUGUAAAUUGUUACGGUUUUGUCACCAGCAAACGUUAUGGAUCGAGUUUGUCUGUGCUGUUAUAAAUUUAUUCCUCUGUUAUAAAUACUAUGUAUCCUGUUGUUCAGCUUGUUACAUAUUUGCACAAAUAGGAAUUCUUACUUCAGAUCUUGUUAAAUUCAACACGCCAUGCCUGUCUCUGCUAAACAUCGGACAAAUUGUUAAAAAACAAUAAAAAAACAUUAAAGCAA